Mauremys mutica (yellowpond turtle) is the source of this 2722-nucleotide messenger RNA. Its product is annotated as zinc finger protein 135-like. The record is from RefSeq and is a predicted model, not a curated record. Gene Ontology annotation, molecular function: RNA polymerase II cis-regulatory region sequence-specific DNA binding; DNA-binding transcription factor activity. Lineage: Eukaryota; Metazoa; Chordata; Testudines; Geoemydidae. Bases 570 to 2153 code for a protein of 527 amino acids. Gene Ontology annotation, biological process: regulation of transcription by RNA polymerase II. The transcript has 4 exons.
UCCUGGGUUGGGCAGGGCUGGCACAGCUGGAGAGAGAGAUUGAAGGAGCCGCUGCAGCCGAGAGAGUGGGAACUGGCCUCUUAGGGCACCCCAGGGGGACACGACACCCAGGGGGAAGGGCUGGGGCUGGGCAGGAAAGUGACUCUGCACCAACAGCCCCAUCUCUGCUCCCCCUCCCGCAAGUCCCAGAGCUGCUGCCCUCCCUGACCCACUCCGGGUCUCGGCUACAGGAGAGCAAAGGCCCCAAGGGCAUAGGCCAGGGAUCAUCUCUCUGAGGAGUAAUAAGUGGAGAGGGUGGUUCCCAGCCACCCAGCCCACCCAGAUCUGCUCCCUGCGUCAUCCCUGGCCUGAUUGGCUUUCCUGGGAACAAGGUGUCGGUGCGGAGAGAGGACAAACCAGGUCUGCCUCAUUAGUCACAGACGGGCCUCAGGGAGAGGAAUUCCUCCGCAGCCACUCCUUGGAACCCGCUGUAGCUGGAGUGCACAGCCGCACGGACAGGCUGCAGAAGAACAUCCAUUCCAUGUUUCGCUCCAGGUUGUCCUGUCCUGCCUGGAGGGCAGGAAAAGGGAAUGGCUGCAGCAAAGGCAGUGACCUUCGAGGAGGUGGCUGUGUAUUUCACCGCGGAAGAAUGGGCUCUGCUGGACCCCGCUCAGAGAGCCCUCUACAGGGACGUCAUGCAGGAGAACUAUGAGAAUGUGACCUGGCUGGGAUUCCCCAUCCCUAAACCUGACCUGAUCUCCCACAUGGAGCGAGGGGAACAGCUGUGGGUGCACCAAGCAGGUGAUGGGACAGCCAGUGAGAACGAGGAGGAGAAUCCCCAGCAGGGAGGCCCUGAGUUGGCAGAACCACAUGGGACAUUCUCGGGAAGGUCCCAGGGGAACGUUUGCCAGACAGAAGCUAGCGAGAGUCAGGGCAGGUCGGAGGAGCAGUGGGGAAACCUGCCCGGGGGGAGAGAGGGUAAAUCCUGUCCUGAAGAGGGAUGUUUCAAGAAACUCAAACAGCUCCUGGACCUUAAGGGGAAGCACAACAGAGGGACGGGAAAUGCAGGCACUGAACGUGGGCAGGGCUCACGAGAGAUGCUCCGUCUGGGAACCCACCUGGAAGACGCAUCCCACAGUUGUGGGCGAAGUCUCCAGCAGAGUUUGGUGCCUCCAGAACAUCCAAGCAGGACCCUCCAUCGAUGUCUCCACUGUGGGAAAAGCUUCCGCUGGAGAUCACAUCUUCUGAGACAUCAGACGGUGCACAAGGAUGGGAAAAGCUCCAGCCCCGGCGCAGCCUGCACCAUCCAGCAGAGAAUCCUCUCGGGGCAGAAACCCUGCCAGUGCCCCGACUGCGGGAGAAGCUUUGUUCGGAGGUCAACCCUCGUGGCACAUCAGAAGCUCCACACGGGAGAGAGGCCCUACAAAUGCCCUGACCUGCAGAGGAAACCUUUCCUGCGUCCAGAAUCCAGGAAACACUUUGCCGAGAACUCGGCCCGGACGAAGCACCGGCGAUUCCACCCGGGAGAGAGUCCCUACACGUGCCCAGACUGCGGGAAAGGAUUCAGCCUAUGCGUCAACCUCGCGAUGCACCGGAGGGUCCACACGAGCCAGCGCCCCUUUUUGUGUCCUGACUGUGGAAUGGGCUUCAACCAGAGAGCCAAGCUCACGGUGCACCAGAGGGCCCACGAGAGGGAGCGACCCGACUGCAGGAAAAGCUUCGGCCGGCAGGCACCCCUGGAGCAGCCCGCGAGAGCCCAUUGCGGGGCAAAGCCCCGUGUCUGCGCCAGCUCUGGGAAAAGAUUCAUCGACGCCUUUGCCCUGAUUGAGCGCCAGAGGGGCCACACGGGAGAGAGGCCCGACAAACGCCACGAGGGCGGGGAAAGCUUCAGCCAGCGCUCCGACCUGGCCCAGUGCUCUUCGGCCCCAGAGGAGGGGCCCUGCUGCAAAGGCACAGGCCUGCCAAAACACAGGGCGGCGGAGAGACCCUACCGCUGCCUCGACUGCGGCAGGACCUUCAUCAGACGCACCAACCUGCUCUCCCACCGGUGUGGCCACACGGACGAGCAGCCCUACAGGUGCUCAUAUUGCGGGAAGAGCUUCAGCCUAUGUUUCAACCUUGCAAUGCAUAGGAGAGUCCAUGCCGGCAAGCGACGCAAUCCAUGCCCCAACUGAGGCAGCGCCUUCAACCAGAGAUCUGACCUCAUGGUGCACUGGAGACUCCACGUCAAUCAGUCUUCAGAAGAGCAGGUUGGAAAAUAGGGUUUUCUUUUGGGGUCUUUUCCCCUCCAUGGAGAAUUUUAACUUUUCAGUGAAAUUUCUAAUGCAGAAACAUUUUGGCCAAGAACGGAAAUCUUCGCUGUGGUGCCACAUCAGAGUUGUAGUUCACGCAUGCUCCCAUUCUCCUCUCUAGGCCUGUCUCUCGGUCAGCCUGCCUUGCCCGUGCUACACCAUGGACUCCCCUCUUGAUUUCAAUGGGACUUAGGCACUUCUCUGUGUUAUAUUCUGGGCAUACACGCCGAGACAGUCAAUAAAAGCAUAAAUCCUCUCAGUGGAAGGUUGCUGUGUAACACAACUUCAUUUCGUAGAAUUCAGUGUGGCUCAUACACAACAAACCAAAAACAGAGAGAGACAAAGCAGGCUGCUCUCUGAGACCGAGAGGAACAACUCACCCUUGCACUAAGCUGGCUUUCUGCGGCCUGACUCUUACUGCAAGCUUCCCUAGAGCCCCUAGCCUGCUCGCA